Messenger RNA from Anthostomella pinea, 1071 nucleotides. NCBI's taxonomy places the organism in Eukaryota, Fungi, Ascomycota, Sordariomycetes, Xylariales, Xylariaceae. The record is from the annotation of a GenBank genome assembly.
AUGAGCCUUGCAACAGCAGCUGCUAUAAAGAGCAGUCAGCCUUCCACAGGUGAAUCAACGCCUACCACAACAGAACCCAACGAGAUGGAGGCCGGAACCGAUUCGGGCAAGGGCGAUACCAAGCCGAAGAAACGGAGUCUGUUCGGUUUCGGGAAGAAGAAGACGGACGAGAAAGCCGCUGCCAAAACCCCAUCCAAGACAAAAUCUGGACUCCCGAGUCCACCGAAUACCCAAGACAUAACACAGACUUCUGCGAAGCGAUCGGCUACCACGUCGCCGGUACCUGUCGGUAGUCCCAAUAUGAUACCAUCCUCACCCCGAGGCCUCUACUCCUCGUCCCCCAGAAUAAACUCGCCCGCUGGAUCCCAAAUCUUCGAGCGAAACGUUCAAGAAAGCGCCGUCAUGCCCAAUUCACCGGCGAUCCCAUCCCACAUUCAAACGGAGGACCACAUCCCUUCGGUCCUUGACGCCUCUUCUGAAGCCAUUACGAACGGCCAUCUCAACCCCGACACAGUUGAGAUUGUCACUCACAACUCGCACCAGCCAGCCUCUGUGACCGUAACCGGCGCCUCCCCAUACGAAAGCGUUCCCGGCUCGGAGGAUCUGGGAGCCUAUUCAGACAGGGACGAAGCUGCUUCCAACUACGGAUCUCUUGACUCGGCCGACGUACGACGCCUUAGCUUCAUCUCAUUUGCCGAUGUCGUCCAGGCCGAGCAUGGCCCUGGCAUUGCCACGGGCAGUCGGGAUUCGAUGCACCUGGCCGGGUUGACGUCUCUCGCCUCCAUGAGCGCCAAUCGCUCGCCUUCGCCGAUAAGGUCGCCCGUAUCGUCGCAAGGACUAGAGUCAUCCCCGCCACGCAGCAAGUCGGGAUCCAUCAAGGGGUUGAACGGGUUGAACAUGUCGCCCGUGCGGAGACCGCUGGGCAGCCCUGCAUCUACUGAGCACAACCUCACCUCCAGUGGUGAACUGAACAUUGAGACCAUGUCCCAAGCACUGAGACGUACAGCUAGCACCGACUUCAGUGCGGCACGGAGUCUCCCCGUCAGCCCGAUAGAAGGACCCUCUCGUUGA